Aspergillus alliaceus is the source of this 2487-nucleotide messenger RNA. RefSeq names its product oligopeptidase family protein. The transcript has 2 exons. Gene Ontology annotation, molecular function: serine-type endopeptidase activity. Bases 208 to 2358 code for a protein of 716 amino acids. The record is from RefSeq and is a predicted model, not a curated record. Gene Ontology annotation, biological process: proteolysis. Lineage: Eukaryota; Fungi; Ascomycota; Eurotiomycetes; Eurotiales; Aspergillaceae.
CCUUCUCACACCACCUUCCUAUCCCUUCCCAUUCCUCUGUCUUGUUUUCAUAUCCCCUAUCGCCGUGUGGAAUUAACAGUGUUCUUAUACUAUAAUAUAUAUCUACACACAUACGUACAUAAGUAUAAUAACCUUACUUCUGAUACUACUAUAGCUCUUAUCGGCCCGGAGGUACCUUACUAUUCCAGCUCUUAUCGGGGAUCUGUCAUGACCAUUCGUCCAAUGAAGUUCACACCGGAGGUCCUACUGGGAGCUCCUCGGCGCUCGGCUGCCGUGCCCAAUGCGUCAGGGACUUUGGCCGUAUAUACCCAGACAUCCUAUUCCUUCGAGUCGCAUUCAAAGACCAACGAAAUCCGAGUAUUGGACAUCGCUUCCGGCCAAUCUGCUCUUGUUACAAAUGAUCCAAGCGCCAGCUCUCCGCAGUGGUUGGACAACGAUGACCGUUUAAUAUGGCUCAAAACAAAGGCAAACGGUAAUACCAGCUUCAUAAUUGGUCACGCCCGCGAGGUAGACAAGACAUACACCGCUGGAACGGUUCCUGGCCCAGUGUCAAACCUCAAAGUCACCGCCAUCGAACCGGGAAAAAUUGGUUUUGCGGUGACGGGCAAGGCAAACCCGGACGGGAGCCUUUACAACCCUCAUGAUGCCAAAAAGCCUUUCACUACUGGAAAGUUGUAUAGCUCUCUGUAUGUGAGGCACUGGGACUCAUACAUUGAGCCCCAGACCAAUGCCAUCUGGUAUGGCCUGCUUCAGCAGGCUCCAAUGAGCCCGGCCACCAGACAUGCAGGGAAAUACUCAACGUCCUCGCUGACCAACCUGAUAUCUGUGUGCGGUCUGACCGGCGUUGAAUCGCCGAUUCCGCCUUUUGGGGGCUCUGGGGAUUUUGACAUCAGCCCCUCAGCAAUUGUGUUCGUCGCCAAGGAUCCGAAUGAGAACCCUGCUACGCACACCUCCUGCUCGUGUUAUUAUUGUCCAAUGUUUUCCUGGACUAGCGUGACGACGCUAGAAUCUAAGCAAAUCCAUGCCCUGAAGGGUCUUGAAGGGGCCAUGUCUUCCCCUGUUCUCUCGUCUGACGGCAGCUCGAUUGCCCUCCUUGCGAUGCGGGAGGAUGGUUAUGAGUCAGACAAGAACAGAAUACUCUAUGUACCCAACCCCUGGAGUGGGGAGAUGAUAGAGGCUUUUACAUCGGCAGAUGGAGAGGGCUUGUGGCACCUAAGUCCGUCAGCCCUGACAUUUGCAAAUGACGACCAAUCCCUCUUCGUCCAAGUUGAGGAGAAUGGCCAUGGAGUUUUAUACCAGCUACCUCUCGCUAACUUCCGUCAUUCUAACCCCUCCGUGCUGAAGAAGCUGACACAUUCGGGCUAUGUGACUGAUGUGUUCCCUGCAUCGGCUAAGUCGUUUAAGCUGCUUAUUGCAAGUAACAGUUUGGUAGAAAAUAGCCGGUGGACGAUUAUCGACCCCCAGUCUCCAGAAAAUCCCAAGGUCAUAUCUUCACUAGCCCGUGGUGGCGCCGCUUUCGGGCUGUCUCCGUCGCAGAUCGAUGAAAUUUGGUUUAAGGGAGCCGAGGACCACCCCGUUCACGCCUGGGUCGUGAAACCGUCCGACUUUAAACCUGGUAACAAGUAUCCUCUGGCGUACCUGAUUCAUGGGGGCCCUCAAGGAGCAUGGAAUAACCAGUGGAGUACACGGUGGAAUCCUGCUGUGUUUGCUGAGCAAGGGUACGUGGUCAUCACACCCAACCCCACAGGUAGCACUGGUUACGGGCAGUCAUUCACAGACGGGAUUCGUGGUUGCUGGGGAGGGCGUCCCUACAUCGAUUUGGUAAAGGGAUUUGAUUAUAUCGAGAACAACCUGGAUUAUGUCGACACUACCAGGGCUGUGGCGCUAGGAGCAUCGUAUGGUGGUUAUAUGGUGAACUGGAUUCAGGGUCAUGAACUCGGCCGUCGAUUCAAGGCCCUGGUGACUCACGAUGGAAUCUUUAGUAUGCGUUCUUUGCUAAGCACUGAAGAGCUCUACUUUCCCGUUCGGGAUCUUCAAGGCCCGUACUGGAAAGUGCCGGAGAACUGGGAUCGGUGGGACCCAUCCCGCUUUACAGGAAACUGGCAAACUCCCCACUUGAUCAUCCAUAACGAAUUAGACUAUCGUCUGACGAUUGCCGAGGGACUAGCGGCGUUCAAUGUUUUGCAGAUGAGGGGAGUGGAGAGUCAAUUCUUGACGUUCCCCGAUGAGAAUCAUUGGGUACUGAACCCAGAAAAUUCUCUGAUGUGGCACCGUACCAUCUUUAACUUCAUCAACAAGCAUGUUGGAUUGGCCUCCGCCCCCGAUUUGGAAAAGGGUGUGGCUAGCAUGUCGGUAUAAUGACUUGAUUAUUAUCACCCGCCGCUCGAGCUUUGUGUUUUGCGGUGGCGUGUCCGCAGUCUAAGGACGGGAUGUGUAAUGACUUGGUUGACUUAUGUAGUUCAAUGCAUCUUUUGACCGCAAUUGGAA